Aspergillus luchuensis is the source of this 1215-nucleotide messenger RNA. It is a transcript of the gene mvd1, whose product is annotated as diphosphomevalonate decarboxylase MVD1. Gene Ontology annotation, biological process: isopentenyl diphosphate biosynthetic process, mevalonate pathway; isoprenoid biosynthetic process. The transcript is spliced from 2 exons. The record is from RefSeq and is a predicted model, not a curated record. Gene Ontology annotation, cellular component: cytosol. The coding region runs from base 1 to 1215 and encodes 404 amino acids. NCBI's taxonomy places the organism in Eukaryota, Fungi, Ascomycota, Eurotiomycetes, Eurotiales, Aspergillaceae. Gene Ontology annotation, molecular function: diphosphomevalonate decarboxylase activity; ATP binding.
AUGGCUGCUCCCGCUGACAGUCAGGUCUUCCGGGCCACCACCACCGCCCCUGUUAACAUCGCCGUCAUCAAGUACUGGGGCAAGCGCGAUGCUGUUCUCAACCUUCCUACGAACUCUUCCCUCUCCGUCACCCUUUCGCAGCGUUCCCUCCGCACUCUCACCACCGCUUCCUGCGCUCCUUUUUACCCCGCCAAGGACGAGCUCACCCUGAACGGCAAGCCCCAAGACAUCCAAUCCUCCAAGCGUACACUUGCUUGUCUGGCCAGCCUUCGCGCUCACCGUCGUGAGCUCGAGGAUGCAAACCCCUCGUUGCCCAAGCUGUCCACCUUCCCUCUCCGCAUUGUCUCCGAGAACAACUUCCCCACCGCCGCCGGUCUCGCCAGUUCGGCUGCCGGCUUUGCGGCCCUUGUUCGCGCCGUGGCAGACCUUUACCAGCUGCCCCAGUCGCCCCGUGAUCUGAGCCGCAUCGCUCGUCAGGGCUCUGGCUCUGCCUGCCGUUCUCUGAUGGGUGGUUAUGUCGCCUGGCGCGCUGGAUCUCUGGAGGAUGGAAGCGAUAGUUUGGCAGAGGAGGUUGCGCCGCAGUCUCACUGGCCUGAAAUGCGUGCCCUCAUCCUGGUUGUCAGUGCCGCAAAGAAGGAUGUUCCCAGCACUGAGGGUAUGCAGACGACCGUCGCUACUUCGAACCUCUUUGCUACCCGGGCGAACACUGUUGUUCCGGAGCGGAUGGCUGCCAUCGAGACCGCCAUUCAGAACCGUGACUUCCCCGCCUUCGCAGAGAUCACGAUGCGCGACUCCAACGGCUUCCACGCCACUUGCUUGGACUCAUGGCCUCCGAUCUUCUACAUGAACGACGUUUCUCGCGCUGCCGUCAGACUUGUCCAUGACAUUAACCGCGCCGUCGGCCGGACCGUCUGCGCCUACACCUACGAUGCGGGCCCGAACGCUGUCAUCUACUACCUUGAGAAGGAUACCGAGCUUGUUGCUGGUACCGUCAAGGCUAUCCUUGGUGAGAAGGCGGAGGGCUGGGAAGGUCCCUUCUACACGCCUCUGAAGGACGUUACCACCCCCGGCGUGUCCCUGGAUGAGGUGGACCCCCGCACCGUGGAAUCGCUCCAGGAUGGUGUGAGCCGUGUGAUCCUGACCGGUGUUGGCGAGGGUCCUAUCUCGGUGGAUCAGCAUCUUGUCAGUGAGAAGGGCGACAUCCUUUCUGCCUAG